Hevea brasiliensis (rubber tree) is the source of this 794-nucleotide messenger RNA. Its product is annotated as ubiquitin-conjugating enzyme E2 8. Gene Ontology annotation, biological process: protein polyubiquitination. Gene Ontology annotation, cellular component: nucleus. The transcript has 4 exons. The record is from RefSeq and is a predicted model, not a curated record. Gene Ontology annotation, molecular function: ubiquitin conjugating enzyme activity. Lineage: Eukaryota; Viridiplantae; Streptophyta; Magnoliopsida; Malpighiales; Euphorbiaceae. Bases 168 to 614 code for a protein of 148 amino acids.
CAAGAGGGAAAGCCUGUUUGCAUUUUUCUAUCGAUGCACUCAACGCUCAUCCAACUUUUUUCUCUCUGCUUACCUCUUUGGACGUUUCGUCAAGUUUGUUCUCUGUAUAUUUCUCUCUCUCUCUCUCUCUCUCUCUCUCAAUCAGGGACGAGUCUCGAGGUUUGCUCAUGGCUUCGAAGCGGAUCUUGAAGGAGCUCAAGGAUCUCCAGAAGGAUCCUCCUACCUCUUGCAGUGCUGGCCCUGUAGCUGAAGACAUGUUUCACUGGCAAGCAACCAUAAUGGGUCCUCCUGAAAGUCCGUAUGCUGGGGGUGUAUUCUUAGUUACUAUUCAUUUUCCUCCUGACUAUCCAUUUAAGCCACCAAAGGUUGCAUUCAGGACAAAGGUUUUUCAUCCAAAUAUCAACAGUAAUGGCAGCAUUUGCCUCGACAUUCUAAAGGAGCAGUGGAGCCCUGCCCUGACAAUAUCUAAGGUGUUGCUCUCAAUAUGUUCCCUGUUGACGGAUCCGAACCCAGAUGACCCCUUGGUGCCAGAAAUUGCUCAUAUGUACAAGGCAGACAGGGCCAAGUAUGAGGCGACUGCUAGGAGCUGGACUCAGAAGUAUGCCAUGGGCUAGUGAUCUGCGGUUGGGAGAUUUAGGAUAUCAAUCAUUAUCAUGUAUAAAUGACGUGAUCUGUGCCUUCACUCUUGAACAAGUGAAGAACAGAUUUAUACAGUUCACCCCAUGAAAACAAGAUAUUGUAGUUUAUUGGUACGGAAGAUAAAUCUUGAAUAGGAAAGAUUUGUAGUUGUUCAA